Molecule: messenger RNA, 1701 nt
Organism: Patiria miniata (bat star)
Lineage: Eukaryota; Metazoa; Echinodermata; Asteroidea; Valvatida; Asterinidae
Product: sulfotransferase family cytosolic 1B member 1-like
Exons: 7
Coding region: 450-1427 (325 amino acids)
Biological process (GO): sulfation
Cellular component (GO): cytoplasm
Molecular function (GO): sulfotransferase activity
Source: RefSeq, a predicted model, not a curated record
GGCGCUCUUACAAAUUAUAAGCAGUUAAUUUGGCACCAAAAUGUAUUUAUUGGGAUGAAAUUAUGGAACAUAGAAAAAAAGGCGGCGAUUUCUUACACAUUUUGGUAGUCUUGGUUUCAAGACCUUCGUGUUUAUGUUUACCAAAAUUUCUAGAAAGAAUAUAUAGGUUUUCCCGGCCAAUUUCCUAAAAUGUUUAUUCGCUUCUGAAACUCAUUAAUUUUCGUCUGAAUUUGGGAAUCACUCUGAACAUGCGUGUAGCGAUUCCAUCUAAUCGAUGCAUUGUAGCAAGUCUAAUCCAUGUAUCCCAGCAUGCAUCACUCCUAACAUGGCCGCUCACUGUUCGUACGUGAACUCGUGUUGUCGUCCAAUAAACCUGGAAUAGUUCCCAACAUAUCGGAGUCUAUAAUUUUCUUCAUGGUGUCACUGAAGCUUCAUCAAACCACGUAGAAAUGGCUGCCAAUCCCUUGCUGUCGCUGCUUCCUGCAACCAUCAACGGUAAGACCCAUACCGAACUGCUGCAGGAGAUCCAGGAAUUCAAUGCAUUGAGGGGCGUACAUGAACUCGACGGUAAUCACUACGCUUGGCUCAUGCCAAGAGAUAACUUCGAUGCACUCAAAACCUUCCAAGUUCGAGAUGAUGACAUUUACAUGGUGACAUUCCCAAAGUCAGGGACUCACUGGCUCGGAGAGAUAAUUGACUACGUCAUGAGCGAAGGACGGGACGAUUUUGACCGCACCAACAUGUCGGCUGUGCUUGAGAUCACCAUGGAAGCCGACCCGUCGAAAUUUGCAAGUGCCACUCCUGGUUACAAGAUCUUAGAAACGAUGGCAUCGCCUCGGAUAAUGGGUACGCACUGCCUGCCGAACCUGCUUCCUCCACAGGUCAUGGACAAAAAACCCAAGAUGUUUUACUUGGCUCGGAACCCCAAGGAUUUGAUGGUAUCCUACUUCAUCUUCAUCAAACCAUUCCUGACUCCUACACUUCAGACGUGGGAGGGAUUUCUGUUUAUGUUGGUUGCUGGACAGAUGGUCGGCGGGUCUUGGUUUGAUCACGUGCUAAGUUACUGGGAACGUCGGAAUGAUGACAAUUUGCUGUUCCUAAAAUAUGAAGAUCUUCACAAGGAUCUGAAAGGAAAUAUUCGCAAAGUUGCCGCCCACUUGGGGAAGAAUUUGUCUGAUGACGUCAUCGAUAAGAUUGCAGAACGUGUGACCUUAGCCGGGAUGCAGAAAACGUAUAAAAAUAUAGAGGAAGCCCAUGGCGAAAAGGGGAAAAAGAUGACACACUUGUUUGGAAUGGCGCCAUACUUGAGGAAAGGUAAAGUUGGGGGCUGGAAGGAGGUCUUUACGGCUGAGCAGAGCGCCCUCUUUGACAUGAUUUACGCAGAAAAGAUGAAGGGAUCUGGUCUUGACUUCGACUUUGAGCUUUGAUGCUCUGCCCUUGAACUAGAAAUUUGCAGUCUUUUUUUGCAACAACUAUACUUUAUGUCGAAAAGUCAGUUAUGAAUUCUCAACAAUAUUUGUAACUUUAAUAAUGCGUAAAAACAAUGGUAACUUUCAUUAUUUGCUCAAUAUUUUGAACGCCAAUAUUACAGACGUGCAACUUUAUUUGUAAAUAAACUAUAAAAAAAGGCAACCGUUAACCCUGAAGGGGCCGGGUUAUUUUGACCAUCUCUCAGCCGGGGGGGGGGGGGGGAUUCCGCCC